Molecule: messenger RNA, 1746 nt
Organism: Mustela erminea (ermine)
Lineage: Eukaryota; Metazoa; Chordata; Mammalia; Carnivora; Mustelidae
Gene: DRG2
Product: developmentally regulated GTP binding protein 2
Exons: 13
Coding region: 693-1616 (307 amino acids)
Biological process (GO): cytoplasmic translation
Cellular component (GO): cytoplasm
Molecular function (GO): GTPase activity; GTP binding
Source: RefSeq, a predicted model, not a curated record
UCUGCCCGCCUCAGUUUUCCUGUCUGUAAAAUGGGGGAACAACUCCAGCGAUAGAGCUGAAGCGGGCUCGAAGGCAGCAGAGAAGUGCCAGAGACGUGACCAGGUCUCCCAGCGCACCCGAGGCAGGCAGGACCGGGCGGGAUCCGGGUCCCAGCGCGCUGGUCUGAUUGCAGACGAUCGCUGUGAGAUCGGCUCGGUGCCAGAGCAGGCGACCGAGUAGAGAAAUCGCAGCCCGCAGCCAGCGUCUGACCCAGAGAGAGGCAUGGUCGGGCUUCAAACCCGGGUCUCCUGGCGGCUGGGCCUGGGGAGUCGAUGCUCUCCCCUUUUGUACUGAAAAGCCCAGGAGGAGACCUUUCACGGGUACAGCCUCACCCAGCGUCUCGGGAACGGAGGCCAUCAAGACUCGAGCCUGGCGGACCUGGGUUUGAACUCCAGCGCCACCCGUACCUCCUGUGAAAGCUUGGAAAGUCACUUCGCCUCUUUGAGCCUCAGUGUCCUCAUCUGCAAAUGGGGAUCAUAACCCCGUCUCAUCUUAGCUCACAGCUCAAUUAAACUAGAUAGUGUAUGCAAAGUACUAGGCACAUGCCACUGAGUAUCACCUGGGUCUGCUGAAAGCAAAACUCGCCAAGUAUCGGGCUCAGCUUCUGGAACCGUCCAAAUCGGCCUCAUCCAAAGGAGAGGGUUUUGAUGUCAUGAAGUCGGGUGACGCCCGCGUGGCACUGAUUGGAUUUCCCUCUGUGGGUAAGUCCACCUUCUUGAGUCUAAUGACCUCCACAGCCAGCGAAGCCGCGUCCUAUGAAUUCACCACCCUGACAUGCAUCCCUGGGGUCAUUGAAUAUAAAGGAGCCAAUAUCCAGCUCCUGGACCUUCCUGGGAUCAUCGAGGGUGCAGCACAAGGUAAAGGCCGCGGCCGGCAGGUGAUAGCUGUGGCGCGGACGGCAGACGUUGUCAUCAUGAUGCUGGAUGCCACCAAGGGAGAAGUGCAGAGGUCUCUGCUGGAGAAGGAACUGGAGUCUGUGGGGAUCCGCCUCAACAAGCACAGGCCCAACAUCUACUUCAAGCCCAAGAAAGGCGGCGGCAUCUCCUUCAACUCGACAGUCACACUGACCCAGUGCUCGGAAAAGCUGGUGCAGCUGAUCCUGCACGAGUACAAGAUCUUCAACGCGGAGGUGCUUUUCCGAGAAGACUGCUCCCCGGACGAGUUCAUCGACGUGAUCGUGGGCAACCGGGUGUACAUGCCGUGCUUGUAUGUUUAUAAUAAAAUCGACCAGAUCUCAAUGGAGGAAGUGGACCGCCUGGCCCGGAAGCCCAACAGUGUGGUCAUCAGCUGUGGCAUGAAGCUGAACCUGGACUACUUGCUCGAGAUGCUUUGGGAGUACCUGGCCCUGACCUGCAUCUACACCAAGAAGAGAGGACAGAGGCCAGACUUCACAGAUGCCAUCAUCCUCCGGAAAGGGGCCUCCGUGGAGCAUGUGUGCCACCGCAUUCACCGGUCACUCGCCAGCCAGUUUAAGUACGCGCUGGUGUGGGGCACCAGUACCAAGUACAGCCCGCAGCGAGUGGGCCUGACCCACACCAUGGAGCACGAGGACGUCAUCCAGAUUGUCAAGAAGUAGUGCCUCCUGCUGGGCCCCCUGCCUGCCCACCCUGUCUACCCGGGGAGUCGGACCCAGCCGGACACACCAAAGCCCAAACAGGAAAUAACGUGCAAAUACAUACACCCCAGGAAGGGGUCUCUCAAGUCUC